Stegastes partitus (bicolor damselfish) is the source of this 5098-nucleotide messenger RNA. RefSeq lists its product as uncharacterized. The transcript is spliced from 30 exons. Lineage: Eukaryota; Metazoa; Chordata; Actinopteri; Pomacentridae. The record is from RefSeq and is a predicted model, not a curated record. The coding region runs from base 1 to 4701 and encodes 1566 amino acids.
AUGCUACGGACCUGCAUGUGCAUGUGGUUUGGUUGUCUGUGGUGGAUAUUUGCUUCUGUGCUGCUAAUUCUGGCUCAAGGAAACAACGUCAGCCAACACAACCAGGAGAGGAUUCCCUGCCAGCCAGGUUACUACUGCCCACUGGGAAGUCUCACUCCAGUCCCCUGUCCUAAGGGAACCUAUGGACCAACUGCUGGAGCUGUAUCCCUAGAUGGCUGUCUGAAGUGCCCUCCUCACCACUACUGCCCCAGACAGGGCUUGUACACCUCCCUCCCCUGUGGUCCUGUGGCUCAACAGCCACUGUCUGGCCAGGACACCUGCAUCUGCCCAGGAGAGGGACAGAGUUUUCAGACCAGUCAUGGCCGUUGCCACUGUACCAUCGGGUAUCAACCCACCGCCAACGGAGAUGUGUGCGUGCAGCAACUGUACAAUGUCUGCAGAGAUGGAAAAACUCGCACACAGUAUGGAGACUGUUUUGACAGAUAUCAGUGGUCACUUCACUGCAAACAGCAGGUUCGGCCUUGUGUGAUAAUAUCACACUCAGAUAUACGCACUGGAAGUAGGGUUUGCCAAACUGCAGAGGACUACCGGGGUUAUGACGGGGAGCUGGGUCUGUGUAUUUGUAUAGAGACUCCUGGCCGAGCUGCAUGUGGAGGCCUGUGCAGGAGCGGGCCGGCUACUGGGCUGAAGCUCCAGUGCCAAUCUAGUGGAGAAAUGGAGCUGGUGUGGAACUAUGGCAGUCAGGUGUCGAGCGUCUCAGAAAGCGUGCUGACGCUGCUUUUUAAACAGUGGGACUCUCAGGGGAAUCUGCAGUGCAACAGCAUCCUCAACUCCUCACGUCCUGUCUACAUUGUUCAGACAACAGAGGCAGGCUUCCUCGGCCUCCUCAGCGGCCUGCCAAAGGAACUUCAGCAACUGUUUCCUGACACUGCACAGUGGGAGUCUCAGACCUCAGCUGUCUGUGCAGACACCUUGGAGGAAUUCUGGGAUUAUGAGCACCAGGUGGAUCUAGAGGCUUUCAGCAGCAACACCUUCUACAGCCUCUUGCUCAAACAGAGCUUGUCUGUCACCACACGGCUGGGACAGCUCACCACUGAGGUAAAGGAGCUUUACCAGGGAGUGCUUGGAAAACUGCAGUUACUCCACCCACGCCUGAUCUCUGAGGAGAGGAUGGGGGAGGGUUAUGAGAGGCUGAGGAGGGAGAUGGAGAGAGAGGUGGUGCGACGAAAGUCUUUGGCCUUGCAGAUGAGGACUCUGCUUGACAGUCAGCUGCAGGUUCUGAGGGGGGAGCAGCAGGCCCAGCAGAGGGUCCACGGUGUGUUCACAUCUCAGCUCAGAGAGUGCACCAGACUACUGUCCAAGCUUCACAACAGCAACCACAUCUCUAGUGAACUGCAACACCAAACUUUGAUCCAGAGACUAACGUGUCUUGUGGAUGAGAUGGGAGAGCUGGUGUCAGCAGAGUGUCAGCGUCAGGGGGCCUGGGGGCUGUUGGGUGAGGGUGUGGGGGCAAAGCUGCUCUGCCCCGACACCGGAGCUGUUCUGACCAAAGACGACAUUUUAGGUCCUGAUGGGUCCCUGCGAGUCUCUCGAGCAGUUCACUGUGAUUCAGUCACAGGCCUCAUAAGGCCAAAUACUCAUACCCACAUGUUGCUGAGCAGCGGCCACACCAUGGCCGUGCCGCCUGAUUUCUUCCUUCACCCGCAGACUGGCAGAGUCAUGCCCAUCGCUGGAAACGUGGCCUAUGAUCCUGUCAGCUCUACGCUGGUGUUCACCACUGACCUUUGCACAGGUGACAACAGGAAGUGGGACAGCCCCCUCCUUCCUUUCAUUCCUUACCCAACGUCCUGCCACUCAGACCAGCCUCUGCCCAGCGCUCGGCUCCGAGGCCUCCGACCGGGCCAGAGGCUGCAGCUGGGCAUUCCCAUGGCAGACCCAGACACGGGGGUCCCAGUACCCAUUCUGGCAGUAACCAUCCACCCCCAGACUGGACUAGUGUACCCACUGGGAAGGGUGCAUGUCUGCCCCCUCACCCGCUUGCCACAGCCCAUACAGAUUGGUUAUCCCAUGCUGGACUCCAGGACGGGCAACAUUGUGCUCACUGUUGGGGUCAGUUUAGAUCCAGUAACAGGAGAUGUGCUGCCAGGAGGUGGAGUUCUGCUGGCUGAGUCCUUCAUUGAGCCUCUGAGUGGGCGGAUGGUGAGAAUAGGAGGGGCCAGCAUCCGGGCAGGACAGUUGGUGCCUAAUGCAGGAGGAUACCAAACUUUACUGGACAGCAAGGUUCUGGCAGCAAUGUUCAAAGUUUUGGAUCUCCUGAAGCCGCUAACCGAGGAUUGGGGUUCAGAUCCAAAUUUGCAACAUCUGCAGCAUCAUCCAGGCAGUGAGAGAGGGAGUGGCCGACAAGAUCACCUUCUUGCUGCGGCCAAAGAGCUCCAGCAGGCCUGGGGAAGGAGCCUGCACUGCCAUCUGCAGCUGCAGACCAGGCUGGAAAUACUGCUCGACUGGGCAGUGGGUCUCCAGCAGGACGGAGGGACGUUGGGAGAGAUGCCUCUGUCAGGGUCAGAUAUGUGUGUGCCAGCUCUGCUUGGGAUGGAGUACCCCGACCCCAUGGGGUCUGGUCUUAGUGUACCUGUGCUGGGGUGUCACACUGACCUCGUCUCUGGGAAUACAAUACCACUGGCAGGAACCAUGGAGGACCCAGAUGGAAAAGGCCUGGUGGCGAUCCGUUAUGGAUCUCAGACUGUCGACCCAGUGACGGGGCUGUUGGCGCCGGUGGUCGGAGCGAGGCUGGAUGUGUCUAGAAAGAUCGUUGUGCCUGUUACAGCCUCCUACUGGCUAAUGGUGGCAGAUCAAACUGAUAGCGUGCAGGUAGAGGCGCUGCAGAGAGAGGUGUGUGUGCGAAACACUUACUGGCAGCAGCAGAGGCAGCGGGAGGAAGAUAUUCUCACUGAUCUUGACUCAGCUCUAUUCCAGUGUCUUUUCAGAAUCACAGAAACAAACUCUUACCAGGUCCAGUGGUCUGGGAGGCAGCUGAAGGAAGCAGCCGUGGAGCUGCAGGAUUCAGCACAGACAGAAGCCCAGAGGAGAGCGGCUCAGCACGCCCACUUGGCUCUGAUUCUGCCUCCACAUGUAUUACACAUCCUCACGUUGGGUGACGAGGAGGAAUGGGAUCAGCAGUGUGUUUGGCACUCAGAACUCACGUCUGGCCUUGAUAAGGUGGACGUGUGUGUGGAUCAGCUGCAACAAGACCAAGACAAAUGGACGACACAGGCAGGAGACUGGUCAACAAACCUGCAUGCCAUGGACAGAGAGCUGAGACAGAGGGAGUUGUGGGAGCAGUGUUGUUCCAGACAGACAGAGUUGGAGGCUGCUCUUAAUGCGCUGCACUUUGUCAGACACCUCUCUCAGCUCCGUGCCGACACUACUCAGGCUCUACUGUGUGGGAACUUUUGGUUCAAGGAAUACGGUCUGAUUCCGUGCAGUGGAAACAGACCAAAUGUGAAGGUCGUGGGUUUGCUCCAACAAAAAGCUUUGCCUCUGCUUGAGAGGCUAAACCAGCUCCUGGAAGAGAAACAACCAGCCAGCUUCUCCCCCAACAACUGCAAUCAGCACAUCUCUGGUUUGUCAACAAAGCAGGCUUAUGGUUUGGAAAUAGCCUCUCGAGUCUGGACGGCGUCUGUGCCUGUGGUGAAAGGAAUGUCCACCCAGUCUUUGAGGGAGCCUGUAAAUGUAGCUCAGUCCCAGGACACUGGUUUACAGGCCAGCUCAGCGCAGACCCACAACUCACAAAGACACACUGCUUCUUCUGGCAUUCACUCCCAGGAUAGUCAACAUAUGAAGGAAUCUGCUCAGCCUACACAUAUCACCGUCCCUUCAAUUUCAGAGGAGCAGUGGACAAGGCUGCUGGAGCUUUCACCUCUAUUCCAGCUACUGAAGGGGGUGGAGCUGCAGCUGAAGGGCUGGGCCUGUAAGGCAGGGAUUGUUAGUGGAGAGUUCGCUGACAGAGGCAAAAGUUUCUUAGAUGUCCUUGAUGCUCAGUGGGAAUGUGAGGGAGAGUUGAUCCCUUUGGACCUGUCAGUCCUCAAGCCCAGAGAGUUCCUGGUCUACCAGCACGGACUAUUCCUGAUGCGUACGCUGCACAAUCUAAAACUGACUCCAGCCAUUUCACUUCAGAUAGCAGCAAGUCUCCCAAACAACAACUAUCUCAACAACGCCUUCAGAAACUCCUUCUUUUAUCAGGAGGCAGAGGAGACACUGUUUGUCCGUCGCCAGAGGCUCCAGUCAGUUGGAGGCUUCUCUCUCCUGCUCCUCCAUUGUCUGUCCCAUGUCAAAGUUAAAGACAUGAGCUCUGACUCCAGUCCUGCCUUCCAGAGGCUUUUCUUCCAGACACUGCAGGAGAGCCUGGGGGAGCUAUUUCAGGCCAGACUGGGCAUAUCCUACUCUGGACAGGAAGCCAAUGUGUCUGUUUGGUUUCAGGACCAAGAGGCUCCCCAAGGGGACUUAAAGGAAUCUUGGUCAGACUCUCAUGCCGCCUCUCUGCUGCACAGGCUUCACAAACCAAGCAGAGGAUUGCUGUCUGAGGAUGAAGUUGAGAAGCUUAAGAAGAAGUACAGAGAGACAUCUGUGUUCUCCCAUCUUGAAGGACUUUUGAGAGAAAAGAGCUCUGAAGUUGGAGGAAAAGGCGAUGACCAGACUGAGUAAACAUUGUAUGUUGUUUCUGUGACUCUUGAAAGUUUCAAAAUCUGAAUCUCUUUAAAGAAUAAACAAAAUGGAACAAAUGAAGACUAAAAUGCUCUAAAUUGCCACCAGGCGCCAAAGAAUAACACAUGUUUGAAAAGUCAAGAGAAGUCAUGCAAACAGAAAUAUUUAACAGAAAGGCAGUGACAUUUAGCACUAACCACUAUCAGAUUGUUAGAUUUUUAGUUUGGGAUUUUUUUAUGGGGGUGUUUCAGAGAAUAACAAUGACUUUCACCCUAAACAGAUUUCUAAGUCCUCUCAUAAAACACAUUUUCCAACAUCAUUUCACAUGUGUUUUAUUAUGUGUUAUUUUGUCAAAUCAAACAUGACAAGCUUACUAAAUAAAAUAAAGUUUUCAAAA